Balaenoptera musculus (blue whale) is the source of this 3154-nucleotide messenger RNA. It is a transcript of the gene RUFY4, whose product is annotated as RUN and FYVE domain containing 4. The transcript has 16 exons. The record is from RefSeq and is a predicted model, not a curated record. Gene Ontology annotation, biological process: positive regulation of macroautophagy. NCBI's taxonomy places the organism in Eukaryota, Metazoa, Chordata, Mammalia, Artiodactyla, Balaenopteridae. Bases 760 to 2475 code for a protein of 571 amino acids.
GGGCUCCAGCGCCUCGCAGCACACCAAGCUCACGGUGCAGCCCAUCCGGCCGGGGCGCCAGCCAGCCCCUCGCCCUGGCGUCCGCUCGGCCCAGGGAGCCUGCGACGUCGGGAGGGGGACGGCGACACCCCCAGCCCGUCCCCUCCCGGAGCCUCCUUGGCCCGCAGCUCCAGGAAGCGGGGGAGCACGGAGUCCGGCAAGGGGCGGUGACACGGGCGCGGACGCCCGGACGCAGCCAGCCCUGGGAACCAACAGUGGAAAGACCCCAGCCUCAAGGAGACAAAGCACAGCCAGGGUGGGAGGGCCACAGUCCGCCUGGGCAACCCACCGGGCCACUUCCUGGACAGAGCAUCUCACCAGUACUUUCACUUUCAACCUUUCAGCGGAAGAAAGACAAGAGCAAGUGACCGUGAUGAGAAGGGGAGAGAACUCGCAGAGCAACAAUUGCCACUACCUCAUCGGGUGCUGGGCUGGGCAUGAGUCACUUCGCAGGCAGCGAACUCUGGAAAAGGUUGUGCAGAGCCCUCAGUCACAAAUGACAGGCUCAGGCUGCAGUGCUCUGCUUUCCAUGCCCCAACCAGCCAGGCCUUCCCAGAUGGGGAAAUCCAGACCCAAGAAAAGCGAAGGAUGUGCCCCAGGUCACACAAUGAGCCAGCAGCAGGGCCAGGAUGGAGAACCAGGAGAGAGCUGGGCAGCUGAAGCCAGAGGCUCCUUCUUGGCCUCUAGACCCGCAAGGAAUCACGUCAUUUCCAAAUACUCAUGGCAGAAGAAGGGGCUGUCUUCAAGAUGACCAGUGACCUGAAGGCUGUCAUCUCUGCCAUCCUCCAGGGCUAUGGGCGUGGGCGGCAGCCGGUGACAGACGCCAGUGCUGAACUGCACAGACUCUGUGGCUGCCUGGAGCAACUGCUGCAGUUUGACCAGAAAGAGCAGAAGAGCUUCCUGAGGCCUCGGAAGGAUUACUGGGACUUCCUCUGCACGGCCCUGUGGCGGCAGCGGGGGGACACGGAGCCAGUCCACUUUGUCCACUCACAGGACAAGUUGAAGACCCCGCUGGGAAAAGGCCGAGCCUUCAUCCGCUUCUGUCUUGCCCACGGACAGCUGGCCGAGUCCCUGCAGCUCUGCCUCCUGAACCCAGAGCUAACCAGGGAGUGGUAUGGCCCCCGGAGCCCUCUGGUGUGCCCUGAACUCCAGGAAGACAUCCUGGAUUCCCUCUAUGCUCUCAACGAGGUGACCUUCGACUUGGACCUGCAACGGCCAGACUUGGAUGGAGCCUGGCCCAUGUUCUCAGAAUCCCGCUGCUCCAAUUCCAACUGGACCCAGGGAAGAAGACCCAGAAAGAUCAAAGAUUCCCCUAAGGAGAUCUCACCCACAUAUGGAGACCCCACAGGAGGCCACCCAGAGGAACCACAUACCAGGCAAGCCAGUUCUCUGCGAGAUGCACCCAGGGAAGACAGGUUGGCUGGACUCCCCAGGGCCCAGCAACACAAACAUCAGCCCCUCUUUUUGGAAAAGAAGAAAGAAGAUCCCAGGAGGCUUGGGCCUCCCCAGAGCAUGUGGGAACUAGAGGGGGAGGAACUUCAGCAAAACCAGGAGAAAGGAGCUCCAAGGACGGGGAUCUGCCUGGAGAACUCAACACCUAGCAUCCAGGGACAGGGGAAAGGGGCCAAAGGGACUCUGAAGGAGGUGAUAGGAACAGAGGCUGAGGGCAGGGGGGUUUUGCUGAGUGCAGAGGGCCAGAGAACAAUAGAUGGGACUUAUGAAGGGGAAGCAGAGAGGAGUCAUAUCCAUAGGCUGCUGGCCUCCAGCCCCAAAGAGAUGUUAGGGGAUGCAGUGUCAGGGAGCCGUCAGGGCGGGAAAGUGCCCAGCAUCCCGAGGGAGUUCUGGGUCCUUCAGGGCCUGGAAACAAAGGAAGGCUCCACCACAGAGAAGCCCCAAGAGCAAAUAGGAGAGACCACUGCAACCAAGAGGGAGGAACAAGCAGAGAUGGCCUUGCAGGAUGUGGUCAAGAGUCUCAGACAUGGGCUCCAGAAAACCAAGGAGCAGGCCCAGCACCAGGAACAGCUGCUGAAGGAGCAGGAAGGGGAGCUGAAGGCACUGCAGGAACAGCUCAGCAGGUGUCAGGAGGAGAGGGCCCGGCUGCAGGCGGAGCUGGAGCAGAAGCAACGGGAGGCCGAAAGGAAGGGUGCCGUGUAUGAGGAGGAGCUUGGCGGGCAGCGGGACCUGGUCCGAGCCAUGAAGAGGCGGGUGCUGGAGCUGAUUCAAGAGAAGGAUAACCUGUGGCAGAAGGUCCAGCAUCUCUCUUCCUUGGGCCCUGGAUGCUGUGUUGUCUGUAACAAGAUCUUUGGUCGGCUGUCUCGGCGGUACCUGUGCAGGCUCUGCGGAGGCCUGGUUUGCCAUGCCUGCUCUGUGGAUUUUAAGAAGAAGGAGUGCCACUGCCCACCCUGCUCCCAGAGGAGAGAAGCCCAGGUCCUCUGACUGAGACCCACCCACCCCACCUGAUCGGCUCUCCCCUCGGCCCUUCCCAGCCCUCUGGUCUGACCAGUCCUGCCUUCUAGAAGUUGGCUAUCUAAGGUGGACAGCACUUGAGUGGACAGACCGUGGUGUGGAGGAUGGAAGGAGCCGGGCUGGCAGUCAGGAAAGAGGUCCUAACCCUGCAUCUCCCACUGAUGAGCUGGGUGACUUUGGCAAAGCUGUCAGGCUUUUUCCGUAACAUGAGGGAGUGGGCACCAUCCUCUCUAAAGUCCCUGCAGGCUCAAAGUCCUUGUCCAAGAAUAAGGCCCAGUGGCCCUGACGUUUCUCCUCUGCACUCCUUUCUCAGCCAGCCCAUCCUUCAUGAUACAUGGGAGCUUCCUGUCUGCAGUCUGCUUCGGAGGUCUGCUUUCAUUCUUAACAGCUUUCUUUAGGUACUAUUAAUGUAUAAUACACUUCACAUAAACCUGAUGAGUACAGUCUGAUGAGUUUUGACUUUAAUAUACACCCUGAAGCCAUCACCAUAUUCAAAAUAAUAGACACAACCGUCAGCCCAGUUUCCUUGUGCCCUUUGUCAUCUCUCCCUCCCCCCACCUCUCCCCAUCCCCGGGCAACCACUUACUUGCUUUCUGUCAUUAGAGACUAGUUUGCAUUUUCUAGAAUUUUGUAUAAAUGGAAUCAUACU